AUGGACACACCGUCAUCCGGCACAGCGACGCCUCCAGACCUGGAGCAUGGAAAGAAGGCUUCGAUCGAGAAGAGACUGACUCUUACAUUCCGAAAUCUCAACAUUCGAGUUACGGCACCCGAUGCAGCGCUGGGAAGCACGAUUCUAUCCGAAGCGGAUCCGCGACAGUUUCUGGAUUUCUUCCGUCGGAACAAGCAACCAAAGAGAACGAUCCUCAAAGAUGUAACGGGACAGGUUAAACCAGGAGAAACUAUGCUUGUCCUUGGGCGUCCUGGUUCCGGAUGCACAUCACUUUUGCGCGUUCUAUCCAAUGACCGAGCUUCGUUUGAUGAAGUAGACGGUGAGACCAGGUAUGGAAGUGCUGAUCAUAAUGAGGCAAAAGGGUUCCGUCAGCAGAUCAUGUUCAACAAUGAAGAUGACUUGCACUUCCCAACCCUCACCGUAAAUCGUACCAUGAAGUUUGCAUUGCGAAACAAGGUCCCAGCGGAACGUCCCGAACAUCUCCAACAGAAAGAAGGAUAUGUAAAGGAUAAAAGAGAUGGAAUUUUGGAAUCUCUUGGUAUCUCUCAUACCCAGAAAACGCGCGUGGGAAAUGAAUUCAUCCGUGGUGUGUCUGGAGGAGAGCGCAAACGUGUGUCGCUGGCAGAAAUGAUGGCUGGACAGAGCCCCGUUCAAUUCUGGGACAACCCAACCCGUGGCCUCGAUUCAAAAACAGCGGCCGAAUUCGGAUGCAUGCUGCGCCAGGAAGCCGACACUAAUGGUAAGACCAUCGUCGCCACAAUGUAUCAAGCCGGAAACACUGUCUAUAACCAAUUCGACAAGAUCCUCGUGCUGGCAGAAGGCAGAGUGAUCUACUAUGGCCCCCGCAGCAUGGCCCAACAGUACUUCGAGGAUCUCGGAUUUAUCACCCCCAGAGGCGCCAAUAUUGCCGAUUUCCUCACGUCUGUCACGGUACUCACGGAGCGAAUUGUCCAGCCCGGAUUGGAGGAUAAGGUCCCAAGUACCCCUGAUGAGUUUGAAGCGCGCUUCCGCGAGACUGCAAUUUACAGUCAAGUGAUGGGUGCGAUUGAACCGCCGGAGAAAUUGACGCACGAGAUCGAGGAUAUGAAGCUGGCGGUGUCUACCGAGAAGAGAAAGCAGCAUUUUCCUCGUUCGCAAAGUGUCUACACGGCUAGUAUCUGGGAACAAAUCCAGACUUGUACUCUCAGACAAUUCCAGAUCAUGGCUGGAGACAAAUUAUCCCUCUGCAUCAAAGUAGUCUCCGCCAUUAUCCAGGCCCUCGUAUGCGGCAGUUUGUUCUACGAUCUGAAAGGCGACAGCAGUUCCAUCUUCUUGCGACCCGGUGUACUCUUCUUCCCCGUUCUCUAUUUCCUGCUCGAAUCUCUGUCCGAAACCACCGCGUCCUUCAUGGGCCGUCCGAUCCUUGCCCGGCAAAAACGAUUCGGUUUUUAUCGUCCCACGGCUUUUUGCAUUGCCAACGCAAUCACGGACAUUCCGGUGGUGAUGGUGCAGGUUUCAUGCUUCUCGCUGAUUCUCUACUUCAUGUCAGCGCUACGAAUGGAUGCUGGCCGAUUUUUCACGUUUUGGAUUAUUGUCAUUAUGCAGACGUUGAGUUUUAUUCAACUUUUUCGGGCCAUUGGUGCUGUGUGCAACAAAUUCGGAAAUGCGUCCAAGAUCUCUGGGUUGUUGUCGACCGUUUUCUUCGUUUAUGGAGGUUAUUUAAUCCCCUUCGAGAAAAUGCACGUCUGGUUCCGAUGGAUCUUCUACUUGAACCCCGGAUCAUACGCCUUCGAGGCACUGAUGGCAAACGAGUUCGUCGGCUUGCAACUCCAAUGUAUCGAGCCGGACUAUAUCCCCUACGGCAAUGGAUAUUCUGACUCAAAGUACCGGGGAUGUUCUGUCCUCGGAAGUAACGAAGAAGGCAUGAUCGACGGAGCCGCUUAUAUCCGCCAGCAGUACAGCUACUCCGUGCACCAUAUCUGGAGAAGCUUCGGAAUCUUAGUCGGCUUCUGGGCGUUCUUCAUUUUCGUCACGGCACUGGGAUUCGAGCUACGCGACAAGCAGGGUGGUUCUUCGGUGCUUUUGUACAAGCGUGGCAGUCAGAAGCGAGGACCUGGAGGACAACAGAAACGGCCAAAAGUAUUGGCAGAUGCCCUUCAGCAGACAGGGAAGCAUUCAACGUUUACUUGGAAUAACCUCGACUACUAUGUUCCUUUCCAAGGCGAGAAGAAGCAACUUUUGCACAAGGUCUUUGGCUAUGUUAAGCCUGGAAACUUGGUGGCUCUUAUGGGAAGUUCUGGAGCCGGAAAGACAACUUUGCUCGAUGUGCUCGCCCAAAGGAAGGACAGCGGUGAAAUUUAUGGUUCAGUCCUGAUUGACGGAAGACCCCAAGGUAUCAGCUUUCAGAGGACCACCGGCUACUGCGAGCAAAUGGAUGUCCACGAAGGAACAUCAACGGUCAAGGAAGCGCUCAUCUUUUCUGCUCUGCUACGGCAGCCCUCGACGGUGCCACGCGAGGAGAAGAUUGCUUAUGUGGAACACAUAAUCGAGCUUCUAGAACUUCAUGACAUCAGUGAUGCUCUCAUCGGAGUUCCUGGUGCGGGUCUGAGUAUCGAGCAGCGCAAACGAGUUACUCUGGGAGUCGAAUUAGUCGCCAAACCGACUCUCCUCUUCUUGGAUGAACCGACUUCCGGUCUUGAUGGCCAAUCGGCAUACAACAUUAUCCGGUUCCUCAGGAAAUUGGUUGAUGGCGGACAGGCCGUUUUGUGUACUAUCCACCAACCUUCAGCAGUUCUGUUCGAUGCAUUUGACUCUUUGCUUUUACUAGCAAAGGGCGGAAAGAUGGCAUAUUUUGGCGAGACUGGCAAGAACUCAGAUAAAGUGCUUGACUAUUUCGCCAGAAACGGAGCUCCCUGUCCUCCAGGCGCCAAUCCUGCGGAGCACAUCGUCGACGUUAUUCAAGGAAAGGCGAAUGCAAAAGUCGACUGGGUAGAAACCUGGAGUCAAUCGUACGAGCGCCGAGAUGCGAUGAAUUCAUUGGAGACCUUGAAUGAUACCGGCAAAGCCAACCCUAAUUAUGAGGAAGAUCAGACCGACUUUGCGACUUCGAAAUGGUUCCAAUUCAAGAUGGUUUGGCAACGAUUAAUGACCCAACUUUGGCGGUCUCCGGACUAUAUGUGGAACAAGAUGAUCCUCCACGUCUUUGCCGGCUUGUUCAGCGGUUUCACUUUCUGGAAGAUCGGAGAUGGUACAUUUUCGCUGCAGCUCCGGUUAUUCGCCAUCUUCAACUUCAUAUUCGUCGCGCCGGGAUGUAUCAACCAGAUGCAGCCGUUCUUCUUGCAUAACCGGGACAUCUUCGAAACGCGGGAGAAAAAGUCGAAAACGUAUCACUGGAUAGCGUUCAUCGGAGCCCAGGCCGUCUCUGAAAUCCCGUACCUAAUUAUAUGCGCUACUUUAUACUUCGCCUGUUGGUACUUUACCGCGGGCUUUCCAGUCGCCUCCAGCAUCUCGGGACAUGUGUACCUGCAGAUGAUCUUCUAUGAGUUCCUAUACACCUCGAUCGGUCAGGCCAUUGCCGCGUACGCGCCCAACGAAUACUUCGCAGCGAUCAUGAACCCGGUCCUCAUCGGUGCCGGCAUGAUCAGUUUCUGUGGUGUGGUGGUCCCGUACUCGCAGAUGCAGCCCUUCUGGCGAUACUGGAUGUACUACCUGGACCCCUUCACAUAUCUGGUCGGUGGCUUGUUGGGCGAAGUUCUCUGGGACGUCAAGGUGCACUGUGAGCCGUCGGAAUGGGUGAACUUCGACGCCCCUCCGGGGCAGACGUGUGGAGAAUACAUGGCCAACUUCCUCUCUGAACAGGCCGGGUACCUUAUGGAUUCCAAUGCCACGUCGACGUGCUCGUUCUGCCAGUAUUCCACUGGCGCGGAUUAUGCCAAGACGUUUAAUUUAAAGGAGAAGUACUACUCUUGGAGAGAUACCGGAAUCACUGCCCUGUUCUGCAUCAGUUCUUAUGCCUUGGUGUUUUUGAUGAUGAAGCUCCGAAGCAAGAAGACAAAAAGUGCCCGAUCGGAGUAA
Messenger RNA from Aspergillus ruber CBS 135680, 4074 nucleotides. RefSeq names its product putative ABC multidrug transporter. NCBI's taxonomy places the organism in Eukaryota, Fungi, Ascomycota, Eurotiomycetes, Eurotiales, Aspergillaceae. The transcript has 14 exons. Gene Ontology annotation, biological process: transmembrane transport. Gene Ontology annotation, molecular function: ABC-type transporter activity; ATP hydrolysis activity; ATP binding. Gene Ontology annotation, cellular component: membrane. The record is from RefSeq and is a predicted model, not a curated record. The coding region runs from base 1 to 4074 and encodes 1357 amino acids.